This is a messenger RNA of Seminavis robusta, 759 nucleotides long. The record is from the annotation of a GenBank genome assembly. Lineage: Eukaryota; Bacillariophyta; Bacillariophyceae; Naviculales; Naviculaceae.
AUGGAGCCUCCCGUUCGUGUUAGGAUCCAAGAUGCGUACGAGCGCAUCAAGGCCGAUAUUCCUGUUGGCGUCAACCCUGUGGUGAAAGUGCCUCUCUCUAUUUGGACGCACAACACCAAGCUCCACAUCAACGAAAUCGAGCCGAUGGAUACGGGAGGUGGCGGUGGCACGGCUGGUGGCACUACGACUGGCGGCACUACGGGAACGACCGGCCAGGCAAGCACUCGUCAAGUUGCCAAUCAGUCUCGGCAGGUGACGCUAUGCAAACGCAACAGCAGGUACGAACGAACGAGGAGAUCUGACAAGGAUUAUUGCGCAGCACAACCAGCUCCAGCAGCUCAUUGCGCAGGAAGUAGGACCCGCGACAGUUCGGCUGCUGCUUUGAGAGGUUGGUUGGAGACUUGGCUUGGCGCGGAGCUGACGAAACUCAAUGGAAAUAUUUGCAGGAUUGCUGUUCAGCCUCCAAGGAUGGCAACACCUGAUCAGGUAGAUGAGUGGAUGCAUGGUAUUGGUGGCAACAAGCCAGCCAAGAACUUCACUGCUGAUGAUAUCAGGGCUUGCAAGUCAACCUACUCCAGGAGGAAGCCACUCUGGACUCUCAUGGCUACACUUGUCAAUUCUGGCAAAGCUCCAGCUUGGGUGAUCACCAAGAUUGAGCACCAUUACAAAGGAAGUGUUUUGAAUAUUACUGCUGCCAUCAAGCAGGACACCAUUAUGGGCAGUCUGCAUGAGGAUCUUUGUAUUGUUCGUGCUCAGUAA